CAUCUCCCAAAUCAGAUGAUUCCUUCGCACAUGGUCCCCUCCUAGUCCUACCUACCCUCGAUUCUAUAAGGCGAUUCUCUGCCCAAGUCAUGGCCAGCACACGGCGCUUGGUCUCCUACGAUGACAUCGACUACGGCGCGGCGCCUGUGGCCUCGACGUCCGCGUCUAGUAGCAGGGCGGCUGCACCUACAAGCCAUACCAAGGCAUUGCAGGCAGUCAAGCAAGAAGAUGCAUCGCUACAGCCCUCGCAAGGCGCACUCCUCAUCCCACAAGCCCCGCUGAGAUCUAGUCAAGAGGCGAGAGCAGCCUCUCCGAGCUCGUCUACCAAUGACGGCUCUCUCUCCUACGCAAAGAAGAAACGGCUGAGGAGGAAGAGGCAGCUCAAGGCUCAGCAGCAGGCGUCUGAGCAGCCAGACGGUCAGCACCAGGAGCAUAACCCUCAAAAGCGGCCACUGCUGAGCUCAGACGAUACAGCUGUCGAGCAGGAGAUUGUACAUCAGGGCAAAAAGCGCAGGAAAAAUGAGGACAACAAACUCCAAAGAGCCUCGCUGCGCCAGGAAAUGGAAGAGCAGUGGAUGGGCAAUGGGGCCGCCAUGGGUGGGCUCGACUACGACGGUCUCACUACAGAAGCUGCCCAAAAUCAUUCGCGCAUGGCUGAUGCCGAGCCAUCGAAGCAUGAAGCCAAUGGCAACGCUUCACAUCAGCAGCAAACUUCGGCAGACCGUUCUACUGCAGGAGGAUGGAAGCACACGGAGGGAGACGAUGGGUGGGGCGAUGAAGAUGAACAGGAGUACGACGAGGACAACGUCUACGAAGGCAAUGAAGAGGCUUGCGAGGAAGAUGAGGAGUACGACGAGAGUAUUCAGGCCGAGUGGGAUGCCAUGGGCAGACUCAAUACCUCCAUUGCUAUCCCGGACAUCCCUCCGGCUUUCCUCGACACUGGGGAAGAGCCCCUUGGCAGUACAACGCAGGCAACGCUUGAGCAAGCAACAGUAGUAUCUCCUCCGAGAACAAGCGGUGUGGCAGCUGAUGGAGGCAGGGUCCUUACAGAGGCGGAGCUGUGGGACGAGUCUGCACUCGUAGACGCCUGGAAAGCAGCGACGGAGGAGUAUCUCCUUCACUCGAGCAAGGAUUCCACUACCACAACGUCUGCUACAGCUCGAACAGUCAAGCAUCCUUCUGCUCUCUGGCACGACGCCCCCGUUUCCGGCAGCAAAUCAGCGCUGAAAGCUCAGCAGAUAUCUGAAAACAACAAGGAGAAGAGGAGACUGAGACUCUUCUUGGAGGAGAAGGCGCGCAAGGCAAAAGAGAUUGAAGACCUAAGAAAAGAGGUCGAGCAGGAGCAAGCGCAGGCACAGGAACAGGCUCAGGAGGAAGAGAGGCAGAGGCAGCAAGGGCAAGCUGGUACCAGCCAGCUUGUCACAGCACCUGCUCUUGUGCUGUCCGCGACGCCUUCGGCACCGGUGGGCUCCACACUGAACGCAGCAACGUCCAAAGUCCACCCUGUAGGCAAGCGUUCUCUCACUGGCAGAGCUAUCCCUCCCUCGAUCGGGCUGCCAGGCAACGCAGCUUGGCAAGCAGCCUGCGCUACAGUAGCCUCGACGCGUAAUCGAAUUGGCGACGAGGCGAGACCGCCAGUAGCGCUGCAGAAAACUGUCGAGAAGGCAGCAACGCAGCCAAUAGCGAGGGCAGAGGUACCCCUUCCAUCUACUACCUUGAGCGAUGCGCCGACGAUGGCAGACAAUACUGCUACGAGCAUUGACCCAUCUGCAAGUGGUCAGGCCAUAAGUGAUACCAAUGUUGAAAUGCCGCAAGCGCUCUCCUCAAGCGCUACCGCCCACACCAGUCUUCCACAGCCGCCAAUGCCCCCUCCUGCACUUUCUCAUCCACUCAUUGCAUCUCAGACUGCACCAUCUCUCCCAAAUAGCGCAACAGGACCCACCAUCCCUUCAACAGUGGAUGAGGGAAGCUUGAGUGGGGAGCUCCUGCAGCGCAUCUGUUCUUCGUGGUACUAUGCUGGGUACUGGACUGCGCAGUGGGAGGAGGAAGGAAGACGAAAGAGCAGAGCUGAUAGGCAGGAGUGAGGUGAUGCGGAAGAGAAGGUGCGGUGAGAUAUGCUGCGGUGUAGUGUUGGGUACUUGCAGUCGUGUUCUGGCACUUGAUGUCACCCCUUCGCACCUCGCAUGCUGUACACACUCGAGCUCAACAGUGCAGACAUAAUCUGAGAUGUGAUCAUCUAUUCUAUUCUAUUGACAAGGCUGGAUAUACAAAGCAACGAACGAUUCCUUUUUCGCCCCUUUCUCUCUCUUCCCCUUUCCGGCACCUAUGCCGGCAUGGCCCACUCGGUGUACUUCCUCUG
Messenger RNA from Microstroma glucosiphilum, 2359 nucleotides. RefSeq lists its product as hypothetical. Lineage: Eukaryota; Fungi; Basidiomycota; Exobasidiomycetes; Microstromatales; Microstromataceae. The record is from RefSeq and is a predicted model, not a curated record. Bases 90 to 2084 code for a protein of 664 amino acids. The transcript has a single exon.